Molecule: messenger RNA, 3078 nt
Organism: Thermochaetoides thermophila DSM 1495
Lineage: Eukaryota; Fungi; Ascomycota; Sordariomycetes; Sordariales; Chaetomiaceae
Product: putative chromatin structure-remodeling complex protein
Exons: 1
Coding region: 1-3078 (1025 amino acids)
Biological process (GO): regulation of DNA-templated transcription
Molecular function (GO): DNA binding
Source: RefSeq, a predicted model, not a curated record
AUGGCCCCCGCGAAGCCCACCAUCGAGCAUACGGUCGACCGUACUCCCGAAUAUGAAAAGUUCAUCGAGGAGCUGCGCGCCUUCCACGAGAAGCGCGGCACCAACUUCGACCCGGAGCCCAAGAUGGGCAACACCACGGUCGACCUGCUCAAGCUGUUCAAGUACAUCGUCGCACAUGGCGGCUACGACAAGGUGUCGGAGGAGAAGCUCAUGUGGAGGAAGAUGUGCGAGGGCCUCGGUUUGAUGCGCCACAACGCGCCUGCCGACGCAUACACUUUGAAGCAGAUUUUCUACAAGAACCUGGCCGCCUAUGAGAUAAAGACAAUUCACAACAAAGAGCCCCCUCCGCCCGAGAUCCUCGAGUUCACCACAGCAAAAGGCGGGUCCCUCUUGACUCGGACUUUGGAGACAUACCAGGUCAAAAACAAGCAGCAGCCCGCUGAGAGGGAAGGGUCAAACACCGAAGAGGGUACACCGAGCAGAGAGAACCAAUCCGCGCCCACAUCGACGCGAGCAUCGCGCGGCCUGCGAGAGGCGCCGCCCCCUAGGGUCAUCUUCCAGCCUGACACCGGUCCAAGCAGAACCCGGCACUCCUCCAAUCAACACCACAACCAACAGCAUUCUUCUAAUUCAGGAUCAAACUCCCAGAACCAGUCCCAGAAUCAAGGACAGGCCAGCUCACAAACCCACUCCGGUACCGCGACCCCAUCACAUCAGGGCCACCCACACGCCACACGGGGGAAUGCUUCGCAUACUUACAAUCCUCCUGGUCCAGACGCAAUGAACCCCGUUUUGCAGUCAUACCAGCCACCGCCGAUCCAACAAGUGCCGUUGCGCAUUGUCGACACUCCUGCUAGCAACCCGGAAUUGUUCGCGAGAAAGCAGCGACAACUUCGAUACCCGCAGCCCUCCGCACCCAAUCCAGGCGCUCUUGUACGUGCAACCCUGGGAGCAACCGCUCUCGAAGGACCCAACAUCUAUGAAAGGUGUUUGUUGGCCCUUCGGUCAAGCCUUCGGGCAGAACAGGCAUUCGCCCUCAACCAUCUGGUCAAGAUCUCGUAUGAGCGGGGUGACAAGUACAAGUUUUCGCAGUUUAGUGGACUUGCUGAAGGUCUGACCGAAUUCGCCCUGGGCGUGACAAAGCUGUUCUAUGGUGUGGAGAUGUUCAUUUCGCACGACUUUGAUCUCGACUGUGACGACCCGACCGCGCUUGACGGCAUCAAUGGCACUGAUGAUCUCGACAGGAGGUUAGCGGAGGUGAAGAAAGUGAACCCAGACAUCCAGGAUAGCAUUCAGCCUGCCGAGUUCGCUGACCAGCUCACCCUGAUUAACGAAGCGGUAUUAACGAUCCGGAACAUGGUCAUGCUGCCUGAUAACGCCUGGUUCUUGUCCGAGUACCCACCUGUCAAGGACCUUCUUGUCAUCAUCCUGCACCUCCCAGAAAUGGACAUGCUGGUGGAGCUAAAGCAUCUCGCGCUCGAGAUUGCGGAACAGCUCACGCCUUAUAUGCUGCUGAGCGAAUCCGACCCCCUCUAUUUCAUCAUGAUGAGGACGCUUGAGCGGAGCGAGGAUCGUGGCAUGAUUCUCAGCGCGCUCCGAGCUCUUGGUCGCAUCGCCAUGCAGCAUCCUACCGAAACCAACAAGUUGAAGGGUGUAGGACAGCACCCGAACAUUCUUCCCAAGAUGGCCAGUUGGUUGCUGCUGAACGAUGACGAGCUCCUGGACGCAUGUCUCGACUUCUUGUACCAGUAUACGGCGGAGCCCGACAACAUCGAUCUGAUGUUAAGAACAAUCAACGUCGACCAUGUCGUUGCCCACCUCGUCCGCCUUCUCUCCCACGGCGCGAAGCGCUCUCAGCGCGAGAUUGUGCUUAAGGCAGCACAAGUCGCUUACGAGGCCGCGCCCGAGCAGAUUCUCGCCCUGCCCAAGGAUCUUCAAGAGAGACUCCUUGCGAUGGAGGAACCCGACCGGUGCCAGGCUUGGCUUCGCUGCCUGUUCGAGGAAGAUCCCGGUUCGCACGUCACGCAGAUUGCCAUUUGGCAAGCCUAUAACGGGGCGUUUGCUGAGGCACUCAAGAUGCAGGGUCGCCCUAUGAUAGGAGCGCAGGAGUAUAUAAAGAAUAUAUCUAACGUCUAUCAGAGCGGCGGCGCGCAAGUGGUGCGCGAACAGGGUCCUACUGGGGAGAUUCAAAAAUUCAUUAUGAGUGGCAUUCGUCCUAGGAGUCGACCGAUCGCACUCGAUGGCCGCAGCUAUCUCAAAUGCCACUGGAAGUACGACGGUCCGACCCCUCCGGGCAUCCCCGUCCCGCAGCACUGUGGCUCCUGGCACCUCACGGCCGAGACCAUGUGGAGGCACAUCCUCGUCGAUCAUCUCCGCGAGCCCAUCACGUCAGACGGAAAGUUUCAGAACCGCGAGGCCGCCUUCUCCUGCCAUUGGGACGGUUGUACGAAGUACCGCACUCCAACCAAGCAGCGUCUGGCCCAGCUCAUGGCCCACGUUAAGACACACCUCCGCGCCGAGGAGGCCCAGCAGCAUAAGAUGUCGCAGCUCACCGGCCCGAACGACCCCAACCAGCCGCUCACGGCCUCCCCGACCGUGUCUAAACGACAUCCUCCGCACCAACCCCAUGCCUCUCGCCAGGGCCGUGUCAUCCGUCCGGCCACAACCAUCACGAUCACAUACGAAGAGACGGCCAGCGCACGCGAUGAGCGGAAUCCUAACGCGCCGCCACAGGCGGCGGGUAUCCCGCUCUCGGCGGUGCUCAUCCUGCGCAACAUUGCGCGUAACGUACCGCAUACAAAUCUCGAGCGUGAGGAGAGGGAAAGGGCCGCAGAAGCGGCCGGGCAGGGUGAGCAGCAGGCGCAGGUGGUCGUGAGUAAUGACAGGGAGAAGGAGAUCGAUGAUGAUGCGGGCAGCCGGAUCAAGGCGAUCUGGAAUGAGCGGUUAUUCAGGCCGGUCCUUCCUAGGCUGUGGGAGGUAUUUACGGAGAAUAGGUUACUCGCGCCGUAUGUGGCCAGUCUGUUUUCGUUGUUGGAGAGAGAUGAUAGGGAUUAUAGCAGUGAGGGGUACUUUUUCUGA